AAUCCAAUGUUGUUAACGAACAUUCCAUUUGGAGGCAACACUGUCACAGGGAAAAUCUCUUACUGUUAGUUGGUCUUCUACUGACAUUCAGAAUUGGAAUAUGUCAACCACUUUUUCAGAAGUGUGUCUACUAAUUAAUCCACAACAAGCACCUGACAGGUCAAGGGCACUGUGACAUGGGUUAACCUAAAACACCUCCAUUAUUGUCCAAUUAAGUGGCAACCAAGAUUGAAUUUCUCACACAUCUGCCGGUAAUGACAGCUAUACUGACAGUGGUACACAGUUCCCUACAAAGAAUGGGCAGGAGUGACCUUGGAGACUCAUAAAGUCUCAUUUUACACAGCAAGACAACAAAACAUCUCACAAUGGGAUUCCAACAACACUGGGUAAUUUGACAAACAUGUCUGCCACUGCUACACUCAGCAGCCCCCUAUAACUGGCACUCAAAGAAAAUAAAAGGAAGAAGAAAUUGCACGCUCGUCCACUUCAACAAACCUCAUUCACCUCCGCUCUGUAAGGCUGCAUUUGUGUGACAGCAGGAAGGAAGCAGAAAGUGAAGUGUGUUUCCACUGUUGCCUUGAUUGCCUCUUCAUAAGAAUCUGUCUCUCUCAGGGUGACCACUCAUAAGCACAACGCUGCACUGAGUGAGUAAAGUGUACAUCAGUCAUCGGACUUUGAGGAUCCUUGCAACUAUAGGUCAAAGUUUACGCUCCCUGUCUGUCACUCUUUAGAUGGAUGCAACACUAUGGAAGGGCUAGAGAGCAGCGAGUAAGAGGUGGGGCUGGUCACCGGAGCAGAAACAUUGAGGACCAAUCCAUAUUGAGGUCUGUGAUGCGAAGCGGAGAGAGCUUCUGUGAAUAUCGUGACGAAAGAUGGGAUGUCUUUGACUGUGCAGCGAAAUGAACAUGACCUUCAUUCUGCCCUCAGUCUGGUAACAAGUGAAGACUUUGUCCAGCUUGUAGAAGCAUCCGGUACCCAAUAGAAAGAAACAGAAGGUGGAACAAAGGGAGGAGAGAGAAAAGGAGAGACUAGAGAGGUAGAGUGGGGAAGAGAGAAGAAGAAAAAGAAGAAGAGUACAGAGUGGAAGUGAGAGAGAGAAAGAGACCCAUUUUUCAAGAUGGAUCUGAGUCUGCUCAAGGCUCUGGAACGAGAGAAGGUUCUAGAGGUUCUUCAGAGGGACAAACUUCUGCGCAGCACGGAGGAGGACAGGAUCAGGAGGCUGAAGAUGGAACUACAGGACAUCCGGAGGAAAGGUGCAAAGAGUUUUGCCCGGCAAUACAGCGAGAGGACGUGCGCUCGUUGUCAGAGGCCACUGGGCAAGUUCUGGAACUCGGGCGCUGUGUGCCGAGGCUGCAGUCACCGCAUCUGCAACAAGUGCCGUGUAGGCGUGUCCGUGCUGGACUGGAAAUGCACCGUCUGCCACGCCUACAGAGAGGUGAAGUUCCGGUCUGGGGAGUGGUUUGUGGAAGAGAGGGCCAAGAAAUUUCCACCUGAUGCAGAUAUGCAUGAGACUAUUGGGGAGAAACUACUGAAGUCCUACCAGAGGUUGAGUCAUAUAGCAGUCGUGCCGCCAACCCCUCCACCCUAUUGCGACGGUCUAUCCUUUAGCAGAUCAGGGGGACUGAAAAACUCCUUGAAAAAACCCUUCACCAAGUCUAUGGAGGACCUGAUGGUUUCCCUCACCAGCCACAUGAGAAGGUUCUCCAGAUCACAGGAGGAUGUGCGAGUGGAACAGGAUCUGCUUACAGUGUACAACAGCCAGGGACAGCGUGCUGGCCAGAAAAGCCUCUCUGACACGAACAUCAACAAAUCCACCAAUCUAACCAAAGGUCCCAGUCUUCCCAACCUGUUCAGGAAGAGCCGGAAUGAUGACCAAAGCGGUUCCUCAUCGGGGGCUGAUGAGGACAUUUCCCUCGGCUCAGAGUACUUAGGGGGAAAGAGGGGUAGUAGUGCUAGUAGCACUGGUACAGACUGUGAUCUCUUGGAGAUCAGCAGUGUGAUGGGAGAGCUAGAGUUCGCCAUUGCCUUCAACGAUAUCACUUCCUGCCUGGAGAUCACAAUCAAUGGCUGCAGAAACUUGGCCUACGGAGAUGUCAAGAGGAAGAAGUGUCAUCCGUAUGUAAAGGUUUAUCUACUGCCAGAGAAGUCUCAGAGCACCAAACUGAAGACGACUGUCAAGAGGAACACGACGGAUCCCAUUUAUAAUGAAGUUUUACAGUGCCAGAUGGAGCGCCCCCUGUUGUCCAGGAGUACUCUGCAGGUGUCUGUGUGGCACUCUGGGACUCUGAAGAAGGUGUUUCUGGGAGAGGUUCUCGUCCCUCUGGAGGGGUGGAUGUUUGAGGAAAGCACCACCCAGGGCUCCAGCUGGUACCCCCUGUGUCCCAAGCCCGAGAGCCCAGAAAGGAGUAGAGUAGAGCAUGAUACAGCAGGAGAACUCCUGGUCAGAGUGAAGUUCAGCUCUAUGUCCCAGCCAUCCUGGGUUUGCCACACAGAUGAGGUUCACAUUGGACCACAUGACAUUGGCCAACUGACUGUUCUCGUCACUGGUGUCAAAAACCUACCCACUAAAGCAAACACCUGUCAGAACACCUAUGUUAAAGGGUGCUUGACUCUCCCCGGGUCCAGGGAGCUGGUCCAGAGGACCCCUGUCCUGAAGAAGAAGCCCAGUCCAGAGUGGUCUCACCAGCUGCUCUUCAGCAGGGUCACAUCUUACGACCUCCAGAUCUGCACUCUGGAGCUGGAUCUCUGGAACCAUAUCCCCUUCACCUUCUCAGACCGUCUCCUGGGCUGGGUUAGAAUGGAAGCUGGGUCAUCAUGGCAACUGGUGCUGCAGAUGCCCAACAUGUGGCAUGACUUCAGUUUACCCAUGCAAGCCAAUGUCAACAGCAGGAGAACAUGAUGUCAACAGAAAAGGCCAUACUUUAACGCUACCUUUAACUCCAUUUGCACUGACUUUCAGGCCUUCGCUUUGUGAAAGUCCAUCCAGUUAGAUAUUUAUGUACCAUUUGAUGACUUAUGUAUUAAAGGGAUGUUCCACUCAAAAUGAAACCUGUUUUUAUAUUUCUGUGUUAAGGAAUGUUCCAUUCAAAAUACAACCCAACAUGUUUUUUAUACUUUCUUUGGGACAUCAAAAACAACUGAGGUAAAUGGGAAAUCAUGUUAGAUUGUAUUUUGAGUGGAAUAUGCCUUGUGCUUUAAGCAUGCUCACCUGAUGACAUUUCUUUAAUGAGUCAUUGUGAGGUGACUCUAUACAAGUGUUUUUCUUUCAUUCCUUCCCUUAGUUUCUUCUUGUCCUUUAUUUGAGUUUCUGUUAUAAUAAAAAGGAACAUUUGCCUCAAGUCAGUAAGACAAAAAUCAGAAAGUGAAAUCAUAAUCUUUAUUGCCAAUAUGUUGAACACCUCGUUCUAAAAUCCAGUUUAAAUAAAGGACAGCGGCUGCACUGUGCAUCGUCAUCGGUUACAAGGUCAGUAAAAACUAGUCUAGUACACAUCCAGAGAAAGAAGAGUCAAUGGCGAGAUGGGACUGAAGCCUCAAGCAGAACAUCCAAUAGAAGGCCUCUAGUGGGGUUACAACCACCACCAUGUGCUGAAAUGUCAUAACUUCAUUUCAACUAGUUUCUGGUUGUAAUGACAAUGUUUCAACCAGUUUUGGGUGAUGUCAUAACAUACUGACUAAAAACAUAUCCUCUUAUCCCUCACUUAAGAGUGACGUGAUUGGGAACAAAGGGAAAAAAGUAAAUGUUUUUGUAUAAGCACAGUGCUCCUGGAGAAGCGGCAUCUAUGCCUCGGACAUUCUGCUAGCUACCGUGAACUGCAUGGCAAAAAUCUAAAGUACCUAUAGGAUCUCCUUAUCCUGAUUUGAUGACAUGCAACAGAAUAUUUAAUUAAAGGCCCAGUGCAGUCAAAAAUGUGAUUUCCUGUGUUUUAAAUAUACAUUUCCACACGGAGAUGAAAAGACCACCUGAAAUUUUAGCCUAUUUUGGUGGGAUGGAGCUUUGGCCUUUCCAUGGUGACAUCACUAUGCAGUAAAUUAGUUAAUAGACCAAUAAGAAAGAGCUAGUUUUCGGUCUCCACUCAGACCACUCCCAGACAGUCCUUGCAAAAUUAUUGCUUGAGAAAUUGAUCUUUGCCCAUAUUAAUUUAAAACAAAUCACAGUACUUAAUUGAUACCCAGAAAUAAUUUCAUAUUGAGAUAAAAAGGUCCAAUGCAGCCAUUUAAGAAAACAAAGUUGUAAUAAUAUACAAAUAAAUCUCUUUAAUUUAAUGAUCUAAAAGAAAACCUUAUGAAACAAUUAUUUUGGUCGAUAUAGAACCUUUGAUACAUUUAAAUGUUCUCAUGAUCAUUAGAAUAGCAAAAAUAUACAUACCAAGAUUAAAUGAUCCAUAUACCGUAUAAAUAAA
This is a messenger RNA of Salmo salar (Atlantic salmon), 4400 nucleotides long. RefSeq names its product synaptotagmin-like protein 3. Gene Ontology annotation, cellular component: exocytic vesicle; plasma membrane. The record is from RefSeq and is a predicted model, not a curated record. Gene Ontology annotation, molecular function: small GTPase binding; neurexin family protein binding. NCBI's taxonomy places the organism in Eukaryota, Metazoa, Chordata, Actinopteri, Salmoniformes, Salmonidae. Gene Ontology annotation, biological process: intracellular protein transport; exocytosis.